Molecule: messenger RNA, 5107 nt
Organism: Dermacentor silvarum
Lineage: Eukaryota; Metazoa; Arthropoda; Arachnida; Ixodida; Ixodidae
Gene: Np
Product: serine proteinase stubble
Exons: 7
Coding region: 173-2755 (860 amino acids)
Biological process (GO): proteolysis
Molecular function (GO): serine-type endopeptidase activity
Source: RefSeq, a predicted model, not a curated record
CAGCAGGCAGCCGCGCAGCAGCACCAGGCGGCUGCUGCAGCGAGCAGCGCUGGGAGGGCGACCCACCCACCAAUGAGGGGAGGAAGAGAGCGGCGCGCCGCGACCUGGCCAGGCGCGCACGCGUUCCUGCCUCCGGUCCCUGGUGAGGAGAGACUCGCCAGCCGCCGUCGCCAUGAGAAGCGGGCUCGCGACGCUGCUCGCCGUCGCCUCGCUGCACACGUGGACCGCGCUGGCGCUCAGGGUCCUGGAUCACAGACUCUUCGGCGCUACGCGCACCAUAAAGCUCAAGCCGUGCCAAAACAGGGUAACUGGCCAAGAAGGCACCUGCAUGUUUGCCUGGGACUGUUUCAGCGCAGGCGGCACCCACCUCACAUACUGCACAGACUCUUUUUACACGGGUAGCUGUUGCAAACUACCGCCUGGGGUCGUCGUGCAACAACAUGACAUGCCUUCAGAACCGGCCAACAGCAUUGACUCGGUGCCAUAUGAGGGUGACGACGACUACAAGAAAAGAACGAAGCGGCCUCCGACGAGCACGCUCAAAACGACGUCGCAGAUGUCGUCCAAGACAACGCAGCCAGUUACCUACGCUGUCACAACGCCAAGCCAUGCACCGUUGCCAACCACUACGGGGACUACACCCUUUGUGGGUCUCUCGACGUUUACGCCGGGUCUAAUCACGUGGAGGCCUCACGAAACUACUUUGCCAUUUCUUCCUGAUGAACCGCCAUCAACAGUGCCAAAUGAUUACGGGUCAAGUACUAGCGUACCGGACACAACUAGCGUUCCGACUACGACUACCACGAAACAGACCACGCGAGCACCUGUCACGACCACACGGAUACCAAUCGUGGCGAGUACAUUCCUCACUCCCGAAGACACAACGAUAGGGCAAACUUCGGAGUCUGCUCCUCAGACAACGACAAAAGUCACAACGGAGCAACCAGUCGAAACGAGCAGCAAGCCGACGGAAACGGCCGCAUACGAUACCACGUCCCAUGAUUACACGAUGUCUACGGAGACGCCCACAACUUCCACACAAACUCCAGCUACCGACACUACAACAGCACAGACCACUACGCAGCGGCCAUCCACUACGUCAGUACAGAGUCACACGUGGAUCGUCAACGAACGAGAAACCACAAUGGCUAUUCCACAGUCUGUUCCGACGGAGCAGACGUGGGUGGUAGUUGACGAGGCCGAUGCCAGUGGCCAGCAAACAACAACACCGACGCAAAGUGAAACCGCCGGCCAGACCACUUCGACCUCGUCGAUGGCAGACUGGUCCACGGUGACCGACAUGGUUACUUCGAUUUCGUGGGUCGAUAUGACGGAGCUGUCUACGACGCAGAAGCCGCCGCCAGAUGUGCCCGACACAACUCCGCUACCGUCAGAACCUCCUCCGCAUACACCAGUUCCUCCUACCACGUCUACCACCGUAGCCACGACUUUGAGCGCUACGACUGGCACUGAUGUCGCGGAAACAGAUUUCGUUACUGUCAGUCCAGACUCGUCGGAGGCGCCGUCACUCGAACUGGUAAGCGCUACGACUACUGCGACGUCCACGAAGGAAGAGAUUAGUACGCAACCACAGACAACCACUCAACGGCAGCCGUCAACUGCGCGACCGACCACCUCCCAGCCGCCUACCACUUAUACGCCCGAGAUAGCUACGACCACUACAACGCGCCUGGGCCCUAUACUUACGACCCUCACCACACGCCGCACUACGACAACUACUGCAGAAGAGACGACAGUUCCAACCACGACAACAGCUGGUACAACGUGGAAGUACACGGUGCCGACCUACACUGUUUCGGAAGAGCGCGAGACCACGACACAAGUGCCGACAACAAAGAGGGCAACCACGCCGCCAACGACGGUUCAGUCGACACUUCCAAAAGCAACAACUACGACGACUGUGCCAACGACUACGGUGACAACGGGGCCAACGACAAUUUCUCCUGACAAGGACAUUCGGAAAAUAUGCGGCCGGCCGAGGACAAUACCAAGUGCGAGGAUUGUGGGAGGCGAACAGACAAAAUUUGCUCAGUGGCCUUGGAUGAUAUCCCUGCGGCAGUUCAAGCGAAACAACUUCCUGCACAAGUGCGGAGCGGCGCUACUCAACGAAUAUUGGGCCAUCAGCGCGGCCCACUGUGUUCACAACGUGUCGCCCACUGACAUCCUUCUCCGGCUGGGCGAGUACGACCUGAAGAGUGAGCGUGAGCCACUGUCGCACGUGGAGCGGCGCGUGCAGAUCGUGGCCACGCACCCGCGCUUCGAUGCCAGCACCUUCGAGUACGACUUGGCUCUGCUGCGCCUCUACGAGCCCGUGCCCUUCCAAGACAACGUGAUACCAGUCUGCGUACCCGACACCAACGACAGCUUCGUUGGUCGCAGUGCUGUUGUCACCGGAUGGGGACGUCUGUACGAAGAUGGGCCCCUUCCGAACGUCAUGCAGAAGGUCAGCGUGCCCAUUAUUACCAACAAAGAGUGCGAGAGCAUGUACCGCAAGGCCGGCUUCAUCGAGGACAUCCCCAACAUCUUCAUCUGUGCCGGCCUUGCCAAAGGUGGCAAGGACUCCUGUGAGGGUGACUCUGGCGGACCACUGGUGCUGAAAGAUCCGAAAACGGGGCAGUGGUCGCUCAUUGGUAUCAUCUCGUGGGGCAUCGGCUGCGCCUUGCCAAAUCAGCCCGGCGUGUACACGAGGAUCACGCAUUUCGCCGACUGGAUUCGGCAAAUAAUCGUCUUCUGAUGUCGAGUGGGAUUUUUAGGCGGUUAUUCUACUUCACAAGGGCGAACGACUUUACAGCAGCGCCGGUGCACAUCUCGACCGGCCCUGGAGGCUGACUUGCCUGGUCGCUUCUUGGGCUGCAGCACCAGCUUCGGGGGAAAAUGCCCAAAAAGAGGAAAGGGGGUUUGGGGGUGCUCCUUCGCAAUGUGCUCAUUCUAUGGUGGUAGGCUGACCACAUUUCGCUUCAACUGCAAAGAACUGUUGCAUUUUCUGGUGUUUUCACAUAUGAAUCAACGACCGCGCAUUUUUUGACAUUCUACGUAAUCGUUUUUAAUGUUUAGCUGACGUCACGCGCAAACGGUUAUGACGUUUAGAUUGCGUGUAGUGGUACUUGUGGGACAUGAAGUAGGGGGCUCACGAAGAAGCCGAAGCGACCCCAGUGUGCAAUCACAAAACUAAAGACUUAUCGAGAAGGUUAUAUAUAUCAUAAAUGAAAACAGCUAGUGUGUAUUAAAAUGCAGAGAUUAUUAAAUCAAUAUUUGUUUCUAAUGCAUGGCACUCCUUCCGGCAAGGCCUAGGAGCGUCAAGAAAUGCCGUUUUAUCCAAAUUUGAAUCAGAAUUUAUUGCUUUUUUUCUCAUUUCCCAUAAAAACAUCAUUUCCUUCAUUAUUUAUUUCUACUGCCAUUGCUACAAUAAGUUUGUACUUUGUCACUUUUAAACUAUUAUAAAGGCUCAUUACUUGAGCAGUUUUGUUAUUUGUUGUAUGGAUACUGUUGUAUUGAUUGCUCUAAGCUAUCGGGACCACUACGGUCAUGCAAAUGCCACCAAGUUGGACGACGCAAAGGCUGCAUCGAGUACUGGCAGAAAGAUUAGCGGGCCCAGUGUUUCCUUUCCAUGCCUUUUCUUUGAUCAGUUGACGUGUUCCAUUUAAUGAAAACAACAUAUUGUAUGCAUUUUCCCCUUUAUCUUAUGAUGUUACUCGCUAUUUUUUUAAUGAAUUGACGCUCUUUCCCUCAUAGUUAAGAGAUCAUUAUUUCGCCUCGGCAAUAGGCCGUGAAGCAAUCUACAACCUGUGAUAGUUAAAAGUGCCUUUAACUACAUUUUUUUACAAAAGAAAAGUAUGCAAGCUAAGAAUGAGCAUUUAGAUAUCUAGUACGCACAAUACCGCGCUUGGUAGCAGUACAGAGAGCUCGAUGCCUGGAUUGGCAUACGCCGGGCGGGACAAUAGAACAGUUAUAGUCAAGUUUCCGUGAUAGCAUGAAACCUUAUUUAGUUUGGUUUCGUUGAUGUUAUAUAAGGACGAGAGGAACAGCUGGACUUCGAUUAUGUAAGAAAACACGCGUAUCGUUGAGAAAUUGAGUAAUGAAGCAAAAUUAGUGACUGUGCACGAAGCGCCAUUGACCCGGCAUAUAUGGCGAUAAUUCAAUAGCAUAUCCUGUUUUCUUGAGAGAUUUUACUCAGGAUUGCCUACGUAUUACCAUUAACGCCUUGUUAACGUGAUGCCAAAAAUGUACAUGGUAAUUUUAGAGCCCGUGACGACAGCUCGGGAUGCUUGUAUUCACGAACAGCGCAUAUAAAUGGAGAUAAGGCGUACUCCAUGUGCUCGUGUAAAGGUGCCAAUGAUGACGUAAUCUCCGUGAAGAAAUUCCCUCUGAUUUUCGUCGCCGAAAAAUGCUUCGUGACAAAAGACUGUGUGACACAUCUGGAAGAAUCAAACUUCACAAAAUGUCAGUCACGUGCAACAGUUCUGACACCAUCUAUGUUCAUGGCACCACGGUUACAAUGGGGUUAUCCCUUUGAGGUUCUCGACUUGCUUAAAUGCAGCGACUUCAACAAUUACAAAUGAAUAGCUGUAGUGCCUUCUCCUACGAAUUCCAUAAUUAAAAUAAAUGAUAGUUAUCUGUAAUCCAACCGUUCCGAUGUUCUCUAACCAGGCGCUACUGAACUCUGCUAUUUGCUCGAUGGCAUCACUGUCUAGAUCUUCUACUCUUCUUGUUAACUAGUUAUUAUAUUUUUAAAAGCUAUACUUGCCCUAUUUGCACCAUCCUGCGUUGGGAGUGUGAAGCGACUUAUGCGCCACCGGGUUACAUGGCGUUGACAUUGAUGAUGCCACAUGCAAAAUGCAAUUUCAAGAUGCGAGCAGCUGUGACGUGCAAUGACAGAUUCUGUCGAGUAUUCGAAAUAGGUGUUUCACAAAAUACGCCAUUCAAUGUUCUUGAUUUAGUCUUCCUCGGGUAAGCGAUUCCAUCCAAAUCGCCUUUCCACAUCCAAUUCAUUACAGAUGUAAUGAAUCUAAAUGCCCGAUGAUGUUUUCACGUGGAAGACUGCUUUACAAAGUGUAUGUAGUUAUUUAUUAAACUCAUUCAUCGUCGA